This is a messenger RNA of Acanthochromis polyacanthus (spiny chromis), 894 nucleotides long. Its product is annotated as transmembrane protein 138-like. Gene Ontology annotation, cellular component: cilium. The record is from RefSeq and is a predicted model, not a curated record. The coding region runs from base 580 to 894 and encodes 104 amino acids. The transcript has 5 exons. Lineage: Eukaryota; Metazoa; Chordata; Actinopteri; Pomacentridae.
CUGGGACACAAGCUGUCAAUCUGCUGCUGCUCUCUGAGCUGCCUGGAGUGUCGUUCUGCAGCGUUUGGAGGAAAAAACACGACCUCAGCCUCACAAAUCCAGCUCCUCUUCCAGAUGCAGACCUGAAGGUUCUCUGCAGCAGAAACUCCUUCUGAAUCUUCAGGAACCACCAUGACGUCCGUGUUCCUCCUCUCUGACGGACUCCGCUUCCUCUCUGACAUCCAGGACCCGUUAGAGAACCCGGAGCCCUGACGCUGAGAGGGGACAGUGAACGUGUCGCUGGGAGCUGCAGAGCGGUGCUGCGUUCAGGUUCAUGUUUGUGUGUGGGGGCUGUGAGCGCUCGCUGCAGCCUUGGAUCCUCAGUGGAACCAGAGUCCGUCCGGACGCGCCGCCUUCGGGCCGGAGGCGCUCCAGACCAGUAACUACUCCCUGGUGCUGCUCAUCCAGCUCAGCCUGCUCACCUUCGACCUGUUCGUCAACUCCUUCAGCGAGCUGCUGAGGACCGAGCCGGCCGUCCAGCUCGUCCUCUUCAUAAUCCAGGACAUCUCCAUCCUGUUCAACCUGAUCAUCAUCCUGCUGAUGCUCUUCAACACCUACGUCUUCCAGGUGGGCCUGGUCGCCGUCUUGUUGGACAGAUUUAGGUCUCUGCUGAUGCUCUCUGCUCUCUACCUGACCUUCAGCAUCGUCCUGCACUCCUGGCUCAUGAAUCUGCGCUGGUUAAACACCAACAGGUUCAUUUGGACGGACGGUCUUCAGGUGCUGUUUGUGUUCCAGAGAACCGCUUCCGUGUUGUACUACUACUUCUACAAGAGGACGUCUGAGUAUCUGGGCGACCCUCGGCUCUAUGAAGACUCACCGUGGCUGAGAGAGCUGUUUGCUCGAAGCAGACAGUGA